Fusarium coffeatum is the source of this 1095-nucleotide messenger RNA. RefSeq lists its product as uncharacterized. NCBI's taxonomy places the organism in Eukaryota, Fungi, Ascomycota, Sordariomycetes, Hypocreales, Nectriaceae. The record is from RefSeq and is a predicted model, not a curated record. The coding region runs from base 1 to 1095 and encodes 364 amino acids. The transcript has 3 exons.
AUGAAGAUUCGGAUCAAUAUCAAUUACCAGAAAGAGCAUACCGUUGUGUUCAUAUUUGGGGCUAAUCUGAUAUCUAUGGCUCCCCACAUCUUGCCCAUGUCCUCACACAGAGCAGAGAAGAGCUGUGGUCCCCUCAACCAGCCCAUCAACGACACGAUAACAUCAGCUUCCAUGAAGGUUCGAGAGAACCCAACAGUCCCGUUACCAAAUGAGACGAAUCUGGAUCAGAAUGAACCUGGCAUGGAAAGUUUGGAAGUCGGGGGAGUCAUGGUUGGCUUCUCCAACAAGUGGGUGCAUCCUGUUGUGAUGCAGAUCGAGGAGUGUCAACUCGAAAAGAUCGAAGAACCCGAACACCCUCUAGUCUCGACAGUCUUCCAAACUUACCCACACGGGAUACGUUGCGGAAUUGACAUUAUCUGGCAUGAGAACCUAAUAGUUCCAGGAAACUUCGAAUAUGCCAAGGACGGGUUGCGGGGUCGACUCGAAGGCGAAGAGCAAGUUCAGUUCAACCGCAAGCUCCAGCAUGAACAUAAGCAGCGUGAGCCCGAACUGCCGAGCAUAUCUUCCACGAUAGCUCGUGUUUUCCCAAACAACAAGGCCCAGACGACGAAAUCACGGAUGAGGAAUCUCUUCAGUAAUAUCACAUAUCAAGAUAUUCACUUUGAACUGAAGUGGCCACGUUUGGCUUGGUUCAAAUUCCCCAAGGCUAUGAUUACAGCCAUGAAAGAUUUCUUGUCUCAACUCAAGAACUAUGUGAUAUCUCUUAACCUGGCAUUGGCUGCUACUGUGAUCUUCUUUGAUCUGCAAAAUAAAGACAAAGAAGAAGCUGUGAUAGCUCGCGAGAAUUUUGUUGAGGCACGCUCAAAGGCGUACAAUCGCGAGUACAUGAUAUUCAUUGGGCAAAAAAGAGUCAACCAUUUGCUCUCUCUUGACCCGUCGGAAGAGCGCGAAGACUUCCUCGAUCCCAGUCUGCGCCCAAUUGCAGUCCAUCGCCCGGUUCUCAUCCGCAAUAUAUACAAGCAGCAGGUCGCAGAGAGGCUGCGGUUCUUCGACAAGUACAACAUCGACUACAAAGAUGCGCUGCCAGAGAAAUGA